AUGUUUGCUGGCAGUAGAACGUCUAAAGGUGUUUUUGAGAAGGUUGGAGAGGCCACGGAGACGGCUCUGACCUGCCUGGUGGAAAAGAUGAACGUCUUUGACACUGACGUCAGGAGCCUGUCUAAGAUCGAGAGAGCCAACGCCUGCAACUCAGUGAUCAAGCAGCUGAUGAAGAAGGAGUUCACCCUGGAGUUCUCCAGAGACAGGAAGUCCAUGUCUGUGUACUGUUCCCCCAACAAGGCCAAAUCCUCUUCUGCUAAGAUGUUUGUCAAGGGAGCUCCAGAGGGAGUGAUUGAGAGGUGCACAUACGUGCGAGUGGGUGGAUCCAGGGUUCCCCUGACUCAAGGCAUCAAGGAUAAGAUCAUGUCUGUGAUCAGAGAGUACGGCACUGGCCGCGAUACCCUGCGCUGCCUCGCACUGGCCACCCGUGAUAGCCCGCUGAAGAAAGAUGAGAUGAUCCUGUCAGAAACGGCCCGCUUUGCAGACUAUGAGGUGACUGAAUUACUGAACUUAAACGAUACUGUGCUAUGCCAGUCUGCUGUCAUGCUCAUAGCUAUGGAAUAA
Messenger RNA from Sinocyclocheilus grahami, 564 nucleotides. RefSeq names its product sarcoplasmic/endoplasmic reticulum calcium ATPase 1-like. The coding region runs from base 1 to 564 and encodes 187 amino acids. NCBI's taxonomy places the organism in Eukaryota, Metazoa, Chordata, Actinopteri, Cypriniformes, Cyprinidae. The transcript is spliced from 4 exons. The record is from RefSeq and is a predicted model, not a curated record. Gene Ontology annotation, molecular function: nucleotide binding.